UCCUCUUCUUACCCUUCUCCCACCAUAGCACCACCGCUCCUUCCUCUUUUACUGUUCCCCCGCCGCCUCCCCACCCCAUUAACGCCACCUCGUCACCCCUCCACUUCCCGUCGUCGCGUGUUCCCCCCUCCCCUCCCCUGAGCCGUCGCGUUUACCUCCUCCCCUCCCCUGCGCCGCGCUGUCGUGUUCACCCCCUCUCCUGCACCGUUGUUUUCACCCUCCCCUUCUCUACGCCGUCGGCGACUGGUUUGUAGUGGUUGAAAAACCCUAAUAGAGAAAUAGGUUUGGGGAGUUUCCAUCAUCAUCAAAACUGAAAACCUAGAACCCACUGAUCAAGAAAAACCCACAAUAGAAAGUAGAAACCAUACUUCCACAAAUUCAAUCAAAGCCCAAAUUGAAAUAGAAUCUGUAUUGACAAUUACAAUCCAAAAUAGAAGAAAACAACAAUGAAUUCAGUGGAAGACAUGGGUGAGCUACAACACCUUCAAACUCUUGAAGGGCACACAGAUCGAGUUUGGGGGCUAGCAUGGAACCCCACCAACACCAACCUUCUCGCCUCUUGUAGUGGCGAUAAAACUGUUCGCAUCUGGGAACAAUCUUUUUCUGGCUCCUUUAAUUGCAAGGCGGUUCUGGAGGAAACACACACGAGAACCAUCAGAUCAUGUGCUUGGUCACCUUCAGGGAAAAUGUUGGCUACUGCUAGCUUUGAUGCUACUACGGCCAUAUGGGAAGAUAUUGGGGGUGAUUUCGAAUGCAUCUCAACUUUGGAGGGUCAUGAAAAUGAAGUGAAAUGUGUGUCUUGGAAUCCCUCUGGUUCUUUAAUUGCUACGUGUGGGCGAGACAAAUCAGUUUGGAUAUGGGAAGUUGAGCCUGGCAAUGAAUUUGAGUGCGUGUCAGUAUUGCAAGGUCAUACGCAGGAUGUUAAAAUGGUCCAGUGGCAUCCUUCCUUGGAUGUAUUGUUUUCAUGUAGCUAUGAUAAUAGUAUCAAGAUAUGGGCUGAAGACGGAGAUGACGAUUGGCAUUGUGUUCAAACACUAAACGAGGCCAGAAAUGGGCAUACUUCGACAGUAUGGGCUUUAUCUUUUAAUGCUAGUGGCGACAAAAUGGUAACUUGUAGUGAUGAUCUUACUAUUAAAGUAUGGGAAACUGACAGCCUGCAUGCACAAUCUGGUGAUGGCUUUGCACCUUGGAAACACCUUUGCACUAUAUCAGGCUAUCAUGACCGCACUAUUUUUUCAGUUCAUUGGUCAAGGGAUGGUGUAAUUGCCAGUGGUGCUGCAGAUGAUGCUGUACGCUUGUUUGUUGAGAAUGAUGAUGUUCAGUUAGAUGGCCCCAUGUACAAAUUAUUAUCUAAGAAGGAAAAGGCACAUGGGAUGGAUGUGAACUCUAUACAAUGGAGUCCUACGGAAAAACCGUUGCUUGCAUCAGCAAGUGAUGAUGGAACAAUUAAGAUAUGGAAGUGCGCAUCUACAUCAUGAUUUUCUUCAUAUUGGAAACCUGCUUUCUUGCAUUGGCAGUUAAGCUUCUCAGUUUCAAAGUUACUAUAGAACAUUGAAAUAUAUUUCUACCUAUACCGAAUCUUUUUGGUGUAACAUAAUCAUUAUGGUUCAGAUUUGUAAAUUUUUAUUAGCGUCUUUGGUAGAAUCACUAAGAAAUAUCUUCUGAAUUUUUUGUUUUUUUAAUAGAAAUUUCUUGGUAUUGCAACCGAUUUA
Messenger RNA from Beta vulgaris subsp. vulgaris (sugar beet), 1712 nucleotides. Its product is annotated as protein CIA1. Bases 447 to 1478 code for a protein of 343 amino acids. The record is from RefSeq and is a predicted model, not a curated record. Gene Ontology annotation, molecular function: protein binding. NCBI's taxonomy places the organism in Eukaryota, Viridiplantae, Streptophyta, Magnoliopsida, Caryophyllales, Amaranthaceae. The transcript is spliced from 11 exons. Gene Ontology annotation, biological process: iron-sulfur cluster assembly. Gene Ontology annotation, cellular component: cytosolic [4Fe-4S] assembly targeting complex.